UAUAAGUAUUAUGUUCAAGACGUACCAGCAAGCACCUGGAUAAGACGUUCAUCUUCUACACAAUAUGCUUUACUCAGCAAUGAGCAUACCCCUAUUGUUGAUACGUAUGUGGUUUUAAAAAAGAUAUGGAAAUUGGGUUUGAGCAUUUGCUACAAUUUUUUAGUCACUAUGUCCGUUUACCCAGCAGUUACUGUAUUGAUAACUUCAGUAAACAAAGAACACAGUGCCUGGACAGAUACAUAUUUUUUGCCAGUGAUAGUUUAUUUACUUUUCAGUACAUGUGAUUUCUUAGGGAGAGUAAUGUCAAACCUUAUACAACUGCCAGUAAAUAGUAUUUGGCCAGCUACAGUAUUAUCUGCUUUGAGAACUAUUUUUAUUCCCUUGAUGAUGGUCUGUAAUGCUAAGCCUCGGUAUUAUUUACCUGUCUUAAUAAACAAUGAUCAGUUAUAUGCUGUUAUUAUGUCUAUCUUUGGUUUUACUAAUGGUAUAGUUUCUAACAUCACAAUGGCUUCUAUUCCCUACUUUGUUGACAAGCAUGAACAGGAAGUGGCAAGUUCAUUGAUGAUUACAUUCCUUGGUAUUGGCAUUUCUACAGGUUCAUUAAUUAGUUUUGGCAUGGUUAAUUUACUGUAA
This is a messenger RNA of Diuraphis noxia (Russian wheat aphid), 633 nucleotides long. RefSeq names its product Equilibrative nucleoside transporter 1 (gene Ent1). Gene Ontology annotation, cellular component: plasma membrane. The record is from RefSeq and is a predicted model, not a curated record. Gene Ontology annotation, molecular function: nucleoside transmembrane transporter activity. Lineage: Eukaryota; Metazoa; Arthropoda; Insecta; Hemiptera; Aphididae. Gene Ontology annotation, biological process: nucleoside transmembrane transport.